Nezara viridula (southern green stink bug) is the source of this 2334-nucleotide messenger RNA. The record is from the annotation of a GenBank genome assembly. NCBI's taxonomy places the organism in Eukaryota, Metazoa, Arthropoda, Insecta, Hemiptera, Pentatomidae.
CCGCCAGGUAUGCUGCGCUUUUUACUCCUCGGAUUGUCUUUCGUCGCCAAUGCUGUUUCAGUAGAAAAACAACAAAACAAAUCAUGGACAUUGGAAGACGAGGACAGUGUUCGUUGGGUUUCCCAAUUGAUGCCUUUAGCUUUGUCCAACUUCCAUCCGUGGUCGAGUAGAAAUGAAGAAUGCACGUCUCAAGGAUUGCUCUACAAGAAGCACCUUAGCAACUUGACAUUAUGGGCUGUGCAAAUGCUAGACUCUUCAGUUCUGGCGGAAACGGGUGUCAUCAGCGGUAGCGAUUACAAUUUUGGAAAUUACGACCAGUGUGUUAAAAUCCAUGUAGCUGAGUACAACCUGUACGGCAGGCAUUGCAUGGCCAACCUCCAGUUCGGACCUCGUUACUACAACGACACAGGGGGAGAGUCAUUGCACUACACCACUCCAGGACCAUUCAGCUCUGUUUGGGAGAAGAUCAAGAGAGUGAAAGAUCCUAGAAUAAAACAUAGGGAUCAUUUUUACUGGUCCAUUUGCAUACCCUCGGGAUGUGAUCAUAAUGACUUGGAAGAGUCCUUGCAAAGUGCGAUCAUCCCCUACUUUGAGAGGAGUAACAUAACCGUCAACGUGACUGUCGGCGAAUUCAACUGCGAAGAAGCAAAUCCAUCAGUGAAGCUAUCUUCGGGAACAUUGGCCUAUCUAUUCACAUUGGCUGGUUUCACGCUGUUAACGUUUAUCGCUACACUUUUGCACUACUUCGUGUACAGAAACGAAGAGAAAGAAAUAAAAGUUAACUUAUUACUGAAGUUUUCGUUGCUCAAAAAUUGGCCAGCGUUAUUCGAACCAGAAAGAAAAAAAGAAUUGCAAUUCAUAAGUGGUAUAAAAGUUCUUUCAAUGUUCUGUAUUAUCUAUGGGCAUAGGAUGUUGAUAAGUUACGCCUUUCCUGUAUUGAAUGCCGAGGAUCAUGAACAGAGGACUACAGAACUGAUAGAAACAAUAAACUUGAGUGGGAAUAUUAUAGUUAAUACUUUCCUUCAUGUCACUGGUUUCUUGAUGUUUACAAAGCUACUCAAUGAUAUGGCCAAGAAGAGAGAUAUUAAUGUCAUCGUUUAUUUAAUUUAUAAAUGGGUCAGGACGACACCAGUCUACGCAGUGAUAAUAGGUGCUUUUUUAUUUUUGAAACCUUUAAAGACGAAUGAGCCAUUAUGGAGAAGUCAAGGACUACCAAGACUUGAGGCGUGCAGAAAUAACUUUUGGGCUCAUAUUUUGUACAUAAAUAAUUAUUAUGAACCUGGUGCUGAGUGUUUACUACCUUCAUGGUAUCUGGCUGUAGAUAUGCAAAUGUUUAUUAUUUGUGUUAUAAUUGGAUACAUUAUGUCGAAACUCAAGAAAUUAGGAUAUUUUCUUUUAGGGUUAUCUUUAACGAUAUCCUUAAUCAUACCAUCAGUCGUGGUAUUUUAUAAAGGAUAUGAACCAAUUUUGAAACUGUAUAUAAAUUUUGUAAGAAAUUACCGAAAUGAAGAUGACUACAUAAAUGCCUACGUGCCAACACAUAUGAGGGCUGCUCCUUAUAUCUUCGGUAUGGUGACCGCCAGCAUUGCUUACAAAUUGCAGAAAAAGGAAUUCCAUUUCAAAAGUGUACAGAUGAUAGUAGGAGUUUUAAUAACAUCUAUUUUGUUGAUUGGAACUCUGUUUUCUUCUUGGAUAUUCUACAUGCCAGACAGAAUUCCAUCAGACAUCGAAAGAAUAGUUUAUCCAUUUGUUCAAAGAACAACCUGGUCUCUUGGAAUAUCCUGGUUAAUUAUAUCAUCCUUUCUCAAUGGAUAUGGUUACAUCGUCAAAAGGAUUCUUAGCUGCUCAAUUUUUAUUCCACUGAAUAAAUUGACACUGUGUGUCAUGUUAAUUCAUCCUUUGAUACAAGGUUAUUCUUUGUUAAUUCAAAGGCGGCCAAGCUACAUAGACACCUCUGUUCUAGUUUGGAUGGCUGCUGGUGAUCUCUUUAUAUCUUACUUCCUGAGUCUUAUUGUUUAUUUAAUUGUUGAAACACCACUUGCACAACUUCAAGAUAGCAUUUUGAGGAGGAUACUUUUGAAAGAAAAGUGAUAUGUAUUUAUGUAUGUAUAUACGGUUUAUACAUCACUGAAAUGAUGGUGUACCAAUGAUUGUUAUGUCAGCAUUUUCAAGAUUUGUUUUUAUUGUCAGGUCUGCUGAUACUGUUAAAUAAAAUUGAAAUAAUAAGUAGUAAUGUCACUAGUUCUUUUUGAUAAUACUGUGUAUUAAUAUAUACUAUAUAUGUGAAAACAAGGCAAUAAUAAAUUCUUUGUGUUUUGUUAAGCUCGAUAUUAU